This is a messenger RNA of Hirundo rustica (Barn swallow), 4787 nucleotides long. It is a transcript of the gene MCM2, whose product is annotated as minichromosome maintenance complex component 2. The transcript has 16 exons. Gene Ontology annotation, biological process: mitotic DNA replication initiation; DNA replication; double-strand break repair via break-induced replication. Gene Ontology annotation, cellular component: nucleus; MCM complex. The record is from RefSeq and is a predicted model, not a curated record. Gene Ontology annotation, molecular function: 3'-5' DNA helicase activity; ATP binding; single-stranded DNA helicase activity. Bases 55 to 2721 code for a protein of 888 amino acids. NCBI's taxonomy places the organism in Eukaryota, Metazoa, Chordata, Aves, Passeriformes, Hirundinidae.
GACCACGUGGGUUGGUUUUCGCGCCGAUAGCUGGCGGGGCAGGAAGCGGCGGUGAUGGCGGACUCCUCCGAGUCGCAGGCAGCGGUGACCAGCCCCGUGCGGAGCUCCCGCCGCGGCGAUCCCUUCACGUCCAGUCCCGGUCGCGACCUGCCCCCUUUCGAGGAUGAGUCCGAAGGGCUCCUGGGGACGGAGGGGCUCCCCGAGGAGGAGGAAGAAGGAGAAGAGCUCAUUGGGGAAGGGAUGGAAAGGGACUACCGCCCCAUCCCGGAGCUAGAUGUGUACGAAGCAGAGGGCCUGGCCCUGGAUGAUGAAGAUGUGGAGGAGCUGACUGCCAGCCAGCGGGAAGCUGCUGAGCGGGUGAUGAGGCAGCGGGACCGCGAGCUGGAGCAGGGCAUGGGCCGCAUGAGGAGGGGGCUGCUCUACGACAGUGACGAUGAAGACGAAGACCGUCCUGCACGGAAGAGGCGGCUGGCAGAGCGGGCUGCUGAAGGCAUGGAAGAGGAGGAUGAAGACAUGAUUGAGAGCAUUGAGAACCUGGAAGACAUGAAAGGACACUCAGUGAGGGAGUGGGUUUCCAUGGCAGCUCCCCGGCUUGAGAUCUAUCACCGCUUCAAGAACUUCCUGAAGACCCAUGUGGAUGAACACGGGCACAAUGUCUUCAAGGAGAGGAUCAGUGACAUGUGCAAAGAGAACAGAGAGAGUCUGGUGGUGAACUAUGAAGAUCUGGCAGCCCAGGAGCAUGUCCUUGCCUACUUUCUGCCUGAGGCCCCAGCAGAGAUGCUGAAGAUCUUUGAUGAAGCAGCCAAGGAAGUGGUGCUGGCCAUGUACCCGAAGUAUGAUCGUAUUGCUCAGGAGAUCCAUGUCCGUAUCUCCCACCUCCCUCUGGUGGAAGAGCUACGGUCACUCAGGCAACUGCACUUGAAUCAGUUGAUCCGGACCAGUGGAGUGGUGACAAGUUGCACAGGGGUCCUGCCUCAGCUCAGCAUGGUCAAAUAUAACUGCAGCAAGUGCAACUUCAUCCUAGGGCCCUUUUUCCAGUCGCAGAACCAGGAGGUGAAACCCGGUUCCUGUCCAGAGUGUCAGUCUCUUGGCCCAUUUGAAAUCAACAUGGAAGAGACAGUCUAUCAGAACUAUCAGCGCAUCAAGAUCCAGGAGAGCCCUGGGAAGGUGGCUGCAGGCAGGCUGCCCCGCUCCAAAGAUGCCAUUCUCCUCGCUGAUCUGGUGGACAGCUGCAAGCCAGGAGAUGAGAUUGAGCUGACAGGGAUCUACCACAACAACUACGAUGGCUCCUUGAACACUGCCAAUGGGUUCCCAGUGUUUGCAACUGUGAUCCUGGCCAACCACAUCGCCAAAAAGGACAACAAGCUGGCUGUUGGGGAGCUGACUGAUGAAGAUGUGAAAGUGAUUGUGGGUCUGUCCAAGGAUGAACAAAUUGGGGAGAAGAUUUUUGCCAGCAUUGCUCCAUCUAUUUAUGGACAUGAAGAUAUCAAAAGGGGCUUGGCUUUAGCUCUCUUUGGUGGAGAGCCCAAAAACCCAGGUGGCAAACACAAAGUUCGUGGUGACAUCAAUGUGCUUCUGUGUGGAGACCCUGGUACUGCAAAAUCACAGUUUCUUAAAUACAUAGAGAAGGCGUCAAGCAGAGCAAUUUUCACCACUGGCCAGGGUGCUUCUGCUGUGGGCCUCACAGCCUAUGUGCAGAGGCACCCAGUCAGCAAGGAGUGGACUUUGGAGGCAGGAGCCCUCGUGCUGGCUGACAGAGGUGUCUGCCUGAUUGAUGAAUUUGACAAGAUGAAUGAUCAGGAUAGGACCAGCAUCCAUGAAGCCAUGGAACAGCAAAGCAUUUCUAUCUCCAAAGCAGGCAUUGUCACAUCCUUGCAAGCUCGCUGCACCAUUGUUGCUGCUGCCAAUCCCAUAGGUGGUCGAUAUGACCCGUCGCUGACGUUCUCGGAUAACGUAGACCUGACAGAGCCCAUCAUCUCUCGAUUCGAUAUCCUGUGCGUGGUGAGAGACACGGUAGACUCAGUGCAGGAUGAAAUGCUUGCCCGGUUCGUUGUUGGCAGCCAUGUCAAGCACCACCCAGGCAGCAAGGAUGCAGUGAAUGGGGACACUAACGAGGUCAUCCUUCCCAACACCUAUGGGGUUGAACCCAUUCCUCAAGAGAUCCUACGGAAAUAUAUCAUCUAUGCCAAAGAGAAGGUCCACCCCAAACUCAACCAGAUGGACCAGGACAAGGUGGCCAGGAUGUACAGUGAUCUCAGGAAGGAGUCUAUGGCAACGGGCAGCAUCCCAAUCACGGUGCGGCACAUUGAGUCCAUGAUCCGCAUGGCCGAGGCACACGCCCGGAUGCACCUGCGCGAUUACGUGGUGGAGGAUGAUGUCAACAUGGCCAUCAGGGUGAUGCUGGAGAGCUUCAUUGACACACAGAAGUUCAGUGUCAUGCGGAGCAUGCGCAAGACAUUCUCCCGCUACCUCUCAUUCAAGCGAGACAACAAUGAGCUGCUGCUGUUCAUCCUGAAGCAGCUGGUUGCAGAGCAGGUAAUGUACCAGAGAAACCGCUAUGGAGCCCAGCAAGACACCAUAGAAGUCCCAGAGAAGGACCUGGUGGACAAGGCUCGGCAGAUCAACAUCCACAACCUCUCAGCCUUUUAUGACAGUGAAGUGUUCAAGAUGAACAGGUUCAGCCGGGAUGUGAAGCGGAAGAUGAUUGUCCAGCAGUUCUGAGGCUGGCAGCAGAGUCUGCCACAUGCUUCUAUGGGAUGAGACCACCAUCCUCCAGCCCUCGAGGAAUGCUAUGGAGAUCCUGAGCCAGAGGGACUAGGCUGCACAUCCUCUUGCUUGCUUUGCGCCUAAUGGAUUGAGGGAGAGCAGAGCUGCUGAAGAUCUUGUAAAUAGAACAGAAUUAAGUAGUUAAAUGCCCUGUCAAGUCUGUUUAGCAACUUCAUUCACUAUUUUGCCUUGUAGCUAAGCACAGCAGGGAGAGAAUUGCUAGCCAUAUACAUGGCAUGUUUUCUGUUGGCUUGUCACAGUUGUUACAGGCUCCUCUGCAGGAGGGACCAAGUGGGAGCAUUUGGAAAGCAUUAUCCAUUCCCCUUGGACUACAAGCACCCUCAGGGAUUCUCUUUUCCCAUCUCUGGUAACUGUACAGCCUCAUGGGUGAUAAUUGAAACUGCUUUCAGCUCCAUGAACCAGCCAGUCUCUCUGCUCUGCGCCUUUGUGCCUGACACUUGACAUUUCUCCAGGUGCCCAUAUGGUUUGACCUUGUGUUUGGUUUUGUAGGGAAGGAGGGGGAAAGCAGAGGAAGACAAGAACUAAGACAAAACAUAGCUCUUUCUGAUCUUAAUGAUGAUCUCUGUGGGCACUGAAAGCUCCUUCAGUACUUGCUGGGGAGAGGCUUCUCUUGCAUUAGUGGAUGUUACCUCUAUGUAUCUGUCAGCAGGUGGGAAUUUACAGCUGAAUCCAACUGCUGCCUUUGACACCUAAAUUGAACACCCUUUCACAUCCAUUUGUUGAGGGUGAAGUAUCCACGGUGCUGGUUUUGGGCAUGGUAGUGGAGGAGACCUAAGUUGGAAUGUGUUCAGAGGGGACAAGAUGGGCUCAGUGUUCACAUGCAAUUUUCUUAGUAUGUGUGUUUUAAAUACAUUUGUUUUUCAAUACUUCUGUGUUUCCUCUUUUGGUAGCUCCUGCCACCAAGAGUGGAAGUAAGAGCUUAAGUGAGCAACCUGGAGGCUGCAUGAACUGCCCAGCAGUUUGAGGGGUUAGGUUUGGGUACAAUCACAUCUCAUAUUUGCUGUUCAGGUUAGUAGGAAUGGCCAGUGCUGGCUCUCAGCUCUAGCUGUGACAUCUGUGGACCGAUAACAGGACACAGUUGCCCUUGACCAUGAAUGCUGCCUUUCCCACCAAGGACCUGCCUGCAGUGGUUCCUUCCCUGUCUUGCCUGUUUGUGUUUGUAUCCCAUUGCAACUGUCCCAUCACAGUAUUUCCUCCCUCCCUUCCUUACACACACUUGGGUUAGACAGCCUUGAUCUCAUGCUUUGGCUGCCACUUAGAUUCCAGUGUGGGAGAACCAGUAACCCCUCCCCAGGGUGCAGCUGAGCUCUGCAGUGAAUGUGCUUUUUCCUGGCUGGAGCUGCAGGACCUUAUGGCAUCUCCAGCCUGCCGCCUGAGCUCAGGAGAAUUUGUGAGCUGGCUGCUGCAGUUGUGUGCUGGCCAAGCAGAGGUGUCCCUGGCUCUCGACACUGUGGGGUUUGUCACAGUGAUGUGUGUGCCUGUGUGUCUUUCCAGCCUGGAGCCAGCAGGGCUUGAGCCCUGCUGAGAGCUGAGCACAUGACUCUCAGCCUGAAGCUAGCUCUGCGUGUUGCCUCCUCUAUCUGCCAGCUCCCUCCUGUGUAUUUGUUAAACUGUUUUGGCUGUUUUUUUCCCCUUCCUACUGAGUCUCUGUCUACCAGGACUUUCUACAGGCAGUCAGUAGAGACACUUCCUGGUAUUCCUUACCUGCCUGAGCAAGCCUUUGUCCCUGAAUGUGGUCCUGGAUCAGGUCUGUGUUGGGGAUGGCCAAGCCGCUGUGUGCCUGCAACUGCCUGGUGAGGUCUGGUGUAGUUCCUCAAGGACACAGCUGUUAGCACCUUACCUCCUACGGCCAGAGGCCACAGAGACUGUCCCUGGGGACAGCAACUGCAAGCACUUGCACAGUGGCCAGCUCCGUGGGGAACCCACAUACCUUGCUUGGGAAAGUCCUGGCCCUGAGAGAGCAAAACCAGAAAUAACAAGGGAUGAAACAAGCUUGCAAA